GCCAAACGCAAACAGCAAACUGGGAAUACUAGUCAGCACCACCGCAUAACCAGUUCAACACAUUAACCAAUGGAGGACUCCAGCAACAAGUUCAUUCCCGAGUACCGCCGCACGAAUUUCAAGAACAAGGGCCGGUUCCAGUCGGACGAGUUGAGGCGCCGGCGCGAGACCCACCAGGUGGAUUUGCGUAAGCAGAAACGAGAGGAGGUUUUGGCCAAACGCCGGAACUACACCGACAACGGCCUGUUGGCCAACGACUCCGAAGAAGAAGAUGACAUUGACGAUUUCGGGCUCUCGCUGUCGCACGAGGAGCUGAUGUUCUACGGCAAGUUGCAGCAGGACUUGCCCAAAAUGAUGGAGAUGAUCCAGCUGGCCGACUUUGACAACCGCUUGAAUGCCACGGUCAAGUUCAGACAGGUCUUGAGCAAAGAGCACAACCCGCCCAUCAACUUGGUGAUCGAGCUGGGCGUGAUCCCCACGCUCGUGGAGUUCAUGAAGGAGGGCAAUCCCGACAUGUUGCAGCUAGAGGCCGCGUGGGCCUUGACCAACAUUGCGUCCGGCACGUCCAGCCAGACGCGCGUGGUGGUCAACUCCGGCGCCGUACCGCACUUUGUGGACUUGUUGUACUCGCAGUCCUUGGAGGUCAAGGAGCAGGCGAUCUGGGCGUUGGGAAACGUGGCCGGCGAUUGCACUGACUACCGUGACUACGUGUUGGAGAAGGGCGCGAUGGAGCCCGUGUUGUCUUUGUUCAACACCACCAAGCUCUCGUUGAUCCGCACUGCCACCUGGACCUUGUCCAACUUGUGCAGGGGCAAGAAUCCGCAGCCCGAUUGGAACCUUGUGCAACAGGCCAUCCCCACUUUGGCCAAGUUGAUCUACUCCGUGGACGCCGAGACCUUGGUGGACGCCGCGUGGGCCGUGUCCUACCUCAGCGACGGGCCCUCCGAGGCUAUCCAGGCCGUCAUCGACGCGCGCAUCCCCCACCGCUUGGUGGAGUUGUUGGACCACGAGUCUACCUUGGUGCAGACGCCCACGUUGCGUGCCAUCGGCAACAUCGUCACGGGCACGGACGCGCAGACGCAGGUUAUGAUCAACGCCGGAGUCUUGCUGCACUUGGCGCCCUUGUUGAACUCUCCCAAGGAAACGCUCCGCAAGGAGGCCUGCUGGACCAUCUCCAACAUCACUGCGGGUAACGCCGAGCAGAUCCAAGCGGUUAUCGAUGCCAACUUGAUCCCUCCCAUCAUCCGCUUGUUGGCCGUCGGCGACUACCAGACGAAGAAGGAGGCUUGCUGGGCCAUUUCCAACGCCAGCUCGGGUGGCUUGGCCAACCCCAACCAGAUCCGCUACUUGGUAUCGCAGGGCUGCAUAAAGCCUUUGUGCGACUUGUUGGGUGUUGCCGACCUGAAGAUCGUCGAGGUCACCUUGGACUCCUUGGUCAACAUCUUGAAGAUUGGUGAUUUGGAUAAGGAUCAAAGACAGUCCACCACCAACGAAUACGCUGUGUUCAUCGAGGAAGCAGGCGGUAUGGAGAAGAUAUUCAAUUGCCAAGCAGACGCCAACGAGAGCAUUUACAACAAGGCGUACCAGAUCAUCGAGAAGUACUUUGGCGCUGACGAGGAUGACGCUUUCAACGAAGAUGGCUUACAGCCCGAGGCUUACGGAGACUCCUACGCAUUUGGUGUCUCAAACAACCAGAAUUUCCAGUUCUAAAACCUUUAUACCAACCACAAUGUCUCAUUUAUGAUGUGUGAAUGGUGCUUUGUUUGCAUUGUUAACAGCUUUGUAUCUAUCGGAACUGGGGAAAAUCAACUUCUGAGUUGCUCUCAAACCAGCCUCAUCUACGAAACACAUAUCCGCGACGUUGGCAGCUAUUCUUGCUUGCGUUUGCGAGAGCGAACACAUGCCCUUUUACUAUUCGAAACCUCAAUUUCUCAUCUUCUCGGAAUAAUCGUUCCCCUGCGAGCGCUCGGC
Metschnikowia bicuspidata var. bicuspidata NRRL YB-4993 is the source of this 1971-nucleotide messenger RNA. RefSeq names its product karyopherin alpha. The coding region runs from base 70 to 1710 and encodes 546 amino acids. Gene Ontology annotation, molecular function: nuclear import signal receptor activity; protein binding. NCBI's taxonomy places the organism in Eukaryota, Fungi, Ascomycota, Pichiomycetes, Serinales, Metschnikowiaceae. The record is from RefSeq and is a predicted model, not a curated record. Gene Ontology annotation, cellular component: nucleoplasm; cytoplasm; nucleus. The transcript has a single exon. Gene Ontology annotation, biological process: NLS-bearing protein import into nucleus.